Molecule: messenger RNA, 4162 nt
Organism: Xyrauchen texanus (razorback sucker)
Lineage: Eukaryota; Metazoa; Chordata; Actinopteri; Cypriniformes; Catostomidae
Gene: suz12a
Product: SUZ12 polycomb repressive complex 2 subunit a
Exons: 16
Coding region: 495-2588 (697 amino acids)
Cellular component (GO): nucleus; ESC/E(Z) complex
Molecular function (GO): chromatin DNA binding
Source: RefSeq, a predicted model, not a curated record
CAAUAGCCUACAUCUGUGCAUUCUUAACAACUAAACAGAGGUUUAUGGGGAUAGUCUUAUAGGAACAGGACAUAAGACCGAUAGGUUCUGUUAUAUACGCUCUGUUACGAGAUAACGAAAGGUUUUUGUGUUCUAGCCAGGGUUCGAGAUUGUACCCGGGUAAUACUAUAUAUCGGGUUUCCUAUCAAGUCAGCAAACCAAAUUAUAAACCGAUUCGAUAAGCUACAUGAGAUAGUUCGCCGGCGUUCGAUUCUUGACGCAGACGAUACAUUGUAGCAGUUCUCUACGCGUCGCGUACACACACAUUCGUAUUGUCAGGAAUUCCAUCCGGUCUGUAAAACAAACUGAACUACCGGCUUGUUGAUGUUAACUGCUACUUUGUUUUGGGGGCAAACCAGUCUCGGCUACUCUCCCUUUGUUUGGGGCCAGGACUUGGCUGAAUCCACCGGAGUUCCUUAUCAAACGUCUGACUCGACCACUAACACUAUUUCAGGAUGGCUCCACACAAGCAUGGUUCGAGUGGAAAUGGUUUUUAUGCCAACAGCAGCACGGGUAAAGCCGCUAAUGGAGGAGCGCACGUAUCGUCCGGUGUUGUGAUGACUUCAGUCAAGAGACCCAAGAUGGAGCAGAUUCAAGCCGACCACGAACUGUUCUUGCAGGCUUUCGAGAAACCAACUCAAAUAUACAGAUUCCUUCGGACAAGGAAUCUUAUAGCACCAAUCUUCCUGCAUAGAAGUCUCACAUACAUGUCCCACAGAAACUCCAGAACAAGUACAAAAAGAAAAAACUUUAACGUGAAUGAUCUGCUGUUUAAAGUAGAGAAGUCAGAAGUGGAUCAGGAAUCACACAAUGUGGCUUCAAACCUGCAGCUCACUUUCACUGGAUUCUUCCAUAAAACUGAAAAGCCAUUGCAAAACUCAGAGAAUGAAGAAAACUCAGUGUCUGUAGAAGUGCUACUCAUCAAGGUCUGCCACAAGAAGAGAAAGGAUGUGAGUUGCCCAGUGAAGGAAGUGCCUACAGGUAAAAAGCAGGUGUCUCUAAAUCCAGCCAGCAGUCAGACCAAGCAGGGUGCUUUUCCCACACUGGUAGUGCCCAGCCAUGAGUUUGAACCCAGUAACAGCCACAUGGUGAAGUCCUACUCCCUUCUGUUCAGAGUGUCUCGUCCAGGGGGGAGAGAGCUCAAUGGUGUGACCAAAAGAGGUACCAAUGUUAUUGAAGAGAUGUCCAACAGAAAGAAGAGAUUUUCUUCUCGUCCGGAUGAUGGAGAAACUACUUUUGUGGCACAGAUGACAGUUUUUGAUAAAAACAGACGUCUCCAGCUUUUGGAUGGUGAGUAUGAAGUCUCUAUGCAGGAGAUGGAGGAGAGUCCUGUAGGCAAGAAAAGAGCAACAUGGGAAACUAGUCUAGAUGGGAAGUGGUUACCACUUUUCGAGACCUUUUCUCAGGGACCCACAUUACAGUUCACUUUACGAUGGACCAAUGACACCGCAGACAGAGGAACGGCACCAGUAGCCAAACCACUUGCCACACGCAACUCUGAAUCCAGCACAGUGGAAAGCAGCAAGCCAAGCAAUGUUAAGCCUCCACAGGCAGUUGCUGUUAAUGAUUCAGUUGGCAUUGAUCAGCCAGUAAGAAGAGAACAAACUCAUGUUGAACCUCGUCAGAAACUACUUGUCUACUAUCAGUUCUUGUAUAACAAUAACACGCGGCAGCAGACAGAGGCGAGAGAUGACCUGCACUGUCCCUGGUGCACGCUGAACUGCCGUAAGCUCUACAGCCUCCUUAAGCACCUCAAACUCUCGCACAGCCGCUUCAUCUUCAACUACGUGCCUCACCCUAAAGGAGCCAGGAUAGAUGUGUCAAUUAAUGAAUGCUAUGACGGCUCUUAUGUGGGGAACCCUCAGGACAUCCAUUGCCAGCCUGGCUUUGUCUUCAGCCGUAACGGACCAGUGAAGAGGACUGCAGUCACACAUUACCUUGUCUGCAGGCCCAAGCGCUCAAAACCCAGCCUCUCUGAGUUCCUGGAGCCAGAGGAUGGAGAACAGGAGCAGCAGCGGACUUACAUCAGUGGCCACAACCGCCUGUAUUUCCACAGUGACAGCUGUGUGCCCCUCAGACCACAGGAAAUGGAAGUGGACAGUGAAGAUGAGAGGGACCCAGAUUGGCUUAGGGAGAAGACUGCUAUGCAAAUCGAGGAGUUCAUGGAUGUCAAUGAGGGAGAGAAAGAGGUGAUGAAACUGUGGAACCUGUAUGUAAUGAAACAUGGAUUCAUAGCUGACAAUCAAAUGAAUCAGGCCUGCAUGUUUUUUGUGGAGCAGCACAGCACCAUCAUCGUCGAGAAGAAUCUGUGCCGAAACGUUCUGCUCCAUUUGGUUAGCAUGCACGAUUUUGGUUUAGUGACAACUCUGACCAUAGACAAGGCCAUGGCUCAUCUGAGAGAUCUGAAACUACAAAAAGAUGGCCAGGAGCAACCCAAAACUCAAGGCCGUGCCAGCAGUGAUCCUGCCACUAAUGGUAGUUCCAGCAGGGAAGGGGAAGUCAGUGUAUCAAAUCCAGAUAAGAUUGAUCCAUCUCAGACUUUGCAUUGAAUCUGGUGUCUGGGCAUUAGACACCACCACAUUCUGCAUAGGCACUGGGUUAAAAGUAAAAAGAGUUAGGAAAGAGUUGUGUGGUUUAAUGGGAGCCAUGAUCAUUAUCUGCAGAUUGUAAUUUUGGCUUGACAUCAUCAGAGUGACAAAAAGCAAUUACUUGAAGAUGCCAGUAGUCUGCAUUGGCAAGUAAUCUCUAAAAUCGCUGUUUUUUUCUGUACCCACACAACCUUAUAGCUCUAGUAAUUUUUUAGCACUUGUUUUAGGUGCCUAAUUUUAAAAGAACUAUGAAAAGAUUUCUUUUAAUAUAUUUAGAAAAUUAAGGAUUGAAAAUUGAUGGCUCCUACAAGCUUGCUUUUAUUGUAUUUUCACAGGGGCUGAAAACUUGAAACUUUUAGUUUUGCCUGUGUAUAGAUUUUUUUUUGUGGACAGUUUUUCAGCAUUACAUUGACACUGUGGUUUGUGCGAACCCCUACAUACAAAGUGUUUUUCCCCCUCUGCAAUUCUUCUGGACCAAAGUUUUGAUGGUCUGUUUGUGGCUAAAGUGAAAUUAAACAUAUCAAGUUUGCACCACACUUGAAGGCUUCACAUGACUGUAUCCUUGGAAGCUCAGAUCAAGGAAUUAACUAUCAGGAUCGUGGGUGCUGCAAUCGACAUUGACACCGCAGUGUUUAUACAUUUUGUCAGAGCCUUAACAAUUCCACUGACCUUGCAACACAUACAUACAGGUACAGGGUACUAAAAACAAAGCAGGGCGUUAUGCCUUGCAUAAAUGUUUACACAUGCCUUACUCAUGGAAACAUGGACUUUAAACGCAGGGUUGGAACUUCUGGUGUACUUUUUGGAUUCAUAGCUUGUUGUGCAGAUUUAGAUAAGCAGUUUUCAUUCAUUCAUGUUUGUGUAAUUUAACAAACACUGUACUGCACACCACACUGUAUCCAGUGUAUUCCAGAUACAUUUAGUUUAUCACCACACAUGUACUCUGCAUAGUUCUUAUCCUCAAGUUCACCUUGGUUCCAGUUGUCUUUUAUGGUGCCUAUUUAUUUUAUUUUUUGAAAAUGAUUUCAGGUGUUUCUGAGCAAACCUGUUGUAAUGUGUACAUAAGUUUAGUAAUAUGAUAUGAAAGGUGAUUAUAUUCCUGAGGGAAGAUAAUUUUAGACCAAAGUGAAAUGGCUAUAAAGUUUCUCUUGUUUCUUUUGAAGAUUUCCUCUCAAAAGUGGAUGUCCUUAGAGUUUUUAUUAUGUUGUUGUAUGCAUCUGUUUUUAAAAGAAGGGAGUGUUUAUACAUAUUUGACUGCUUUACUUGCUAAAACUGUGCACUGGUUAAAGAAUGAAAAUCAUUUUUGGUAGAUAUUGGAGAUCAAUUACUUCAGCUGAAAAGAUUGCACAAUUGCAUAGUGCUCACAAUUCUUGUGUACAGUUAGAAACACGCAUCAAUUAUGCAAGAUGGUUUGCUGAUAUAAAUUGAUGUAAAAAAAAAAAACAUGAAGAUUAUGAAACAAGAUUGUUGAGUCUGAAAUAUGCUAUGAUUGAGGUUGUUCUCUAUUUAAAAUAAAGCUUUUUCUGUUAUUACCA